AUGCCUAAAGUCAAGUACAUCCUCCUAGACUGUGACAACACCCUUGUCCUUUCUGAGCGUCUCGCCUUCGAAGCCUGUGCCGACCUUACCAACGAAAUCCUCGAGAAGCAGGGUCUCUCCGACCGCUACACUGUCGACAGCUUGCUUGAAGACUUCGUCGGCCAGAACUUCCGUGGCAUGCUCAUCGGUCUACAAAAGAAGCACAAUUUCACCCUGAAGCCAGAUGAGCUCGAAGACUAUGUUGCCCAGGAGCUAGGCCGUGUCACCCAGAAGCUCAGCGAGAAGGCUACCCCUUGCCCCGGUGUACCUGAGAUUCUCAAGAGUCUCAAGGAACAAGGCUACCCUAUGUCUGUUGUGUCGACCUCGGCCAAACCCCGCGUUGUGGCAUCCCUCAUCAAGACCGACAUCGCCGGCUAUUUCCCAAAUGAGCAUGUCUACAGCGCUGCAACCUCGCUCAAUCCUCCUUCUUCCAAGCCUGACCCCAAGAUCUAUCUCUAUGCUUGCGAGCAGCUCGGUAUCAAGCCUUCGGAAGCUGUUACCGUUGAAGACAGCAAGAGUGGUGCCACUGCUGCUAUGCGUGCCGGCAUUCCCCUCAUUGGCUACGUUGGUGUCUAUGGCAUCGAGGAAGGCAAGGAGAAGAUGGACCAGAUGGCUACAUUGCUCCGCGAGCAGUGCAAAGCUGACGAGAUCAUGUACGACUGGAAAGAGUUCCCCGAACUCCUCAAGAAGAUCGAGGCUCGUUCCUAG
Exophiala aquamarina CBS 119918 is the source of this 747-nucleotide messenger RNA. RefSeq names its product phosphoglycolate phosphatase. The record is from RefSeq and is a predicted model, not a curated record. The transcript is spliced from 2 exons. Bases 1 to 747 code for a protein of 248 amino acids. NCBI's taxonomy places the organism in Eukaryota, Fungi, Ascomycota, Eurotiomycetes, Chaetothyriales, Herpotrichiellaceae.